Molecule: messenger RNA, 1332 nt
Organism: Adineta steineri
Lineage: Eukaryota; Metazoa; Rotifera; Eurotatoria; Adinetida; Adinetidae
Source: the annotation of a GenBank genome assembly
AUGAACGCCUUAUCUAAUAGAAAUAGUAUUGGUAGUGCGAGUAAUAGUGAUGGAACAUCGGAUAAUACUGUUCCUUCGCAAUAUAAAAUACUCACAUUGACGUUUAAUCAAGAUAGCACAUCAUUGGCUAUGGGUACAUUGAAGACAUAUGCUUUAUAUACGAUUAGUCAAGACAAUAAAUUUGAUGAAAUUCAUGAUUGUGCUUAUGAUGAUGUUCGUAUUAUUGAACGUUUAUUUUCAAGUUCAUUAAUUGCACUUGUUAGUAAUCAAGCACCACGUAAAUUAAAAGUGUGUCAUUUUAACAAAGGUACAGAAAUCUGUGCAUAUUCAUUUCCGAAUUCUAUUCUUACUGUUAAAUUAAAUCGUUCGAGACUUGUUGUCUGUUUGGAAGAAAGUAUUUAUAUUCAUAAUAUGCGUGAUAUGAAAGUAUUACAUACAAUUCGUGAUGUACCAACAAAUUCAGAUGGACUUUGUGCAUUAUCAUCCAAUGAUAGUAAUCCUUAUUUAGCUUAUCCAGGAAGUUCAAUAACGGGUGAAAUACAAAUAUUUGAUACUGUCAAUUUAAAACCAGGUAUUAUGAUAAGUGCUCAUGAAAGUUCACUUGGUGCAAUUGCAUUUGAUGCGACUGGUUCUAUAAUAGCAACAGCUUCAAAUAAAGGAACAGUUAUUCGUAUUCACAAUGUACUUGAUGGUUCACGUUUAUUUGAAUUUCGUCGUGGUGUUCGACGAGUUGCAACUAUUUAUUCAUUAGCAUUCAGUCCUGAUUCAAUGUUUUUAGCAGCAUCGAGUAAUACAGGAACCAUACAUAUAUUUCGAUUAAUGAAUCAAAAAGAAAAACCAGUUGAGGAAACAAGUUCAUGGAUGGGAUCAUUUAGUCGUAUGUUAGGUGAUGUUGCGUAUUAUUUACCAAAACAAACAUCAGAAGUUUUAACACAAGAUCGUGCAUUUGCAACUGUACAUUUACAAUCAGCAGGAACAAAAACCAUUAUAGCUAUGAAUAUUUUGAAUAAAACAUUGAAACUAUUUGUUGCUGGUUAUGAUGGUGUCGUUUGUGUCUAUGAAAUAAAUACUCACGAUGGUGGUGAAUGUAAAAAAAUUAAUCAAUAUCUUUUAUUUAAAAUGACUCAAAAUUCAAAUGAGAGACAUAAUUCUAUUGCUGAUAAUUCCACACGAAUUUAUUCAUCUAAUUUAUUAAGAAAAGAUAGCACAGCAAGUUCAUUGACAAACGAUAAACCUCUUAAUGAUCAAACUUAUGAUACUGCAAUGGGCGAACCAAGUUAUCCUCAAUUACCAUCACUGCCACUUCCACCAUCACACGAUGAUAAUGAAUAA